Messenger RNA from Drosophila willistoni, 726 nucleotides. Its product is annotated as cuticle protein 16.5. Gene Ontology annotation, biological process: positive regulation of transcription by RNA polymerase II. Gene Ontology annotation, molecular function: transcription coactivator activity. The record is from RefSeq and is a predicted model, not a curated record. The coding region runs from base 40 to 597 and encodes 185 amino acids. Gene Ontology annotation, cellular component: RNA polymerase II transcription regulator complex. NCBI's taxonomy places the organism in Eukaryota, Metazoa, Arthropoda, Insecta, Diptera, Drosophilidae. The transcript has 2 exons.
AGCUCGUCCAGCUCAGUAGUCUCAACAAUCAACUUCAUCAUGAAAUUCCUUAUUGUCUUCGCCUUGUUCGCUUGCGCAGCUGCCGAUGUUAGCCAUCUAAGCAAUGAAUAUCUGCCACCUGUUCAGCAGGUCUAUUCUGCUCCAUCAGUGCAGAGGACCUACUCGGCUCCUUCUGUCAGCUAUUCGGCUCCAGUUCGCUCAAGUGUGUCCUACUCUGCUCCCAGCAAUGAGUACUUGCCCCCAGUGGCUCAGGCUCAAUCUGUAGGCUACUCUGCUCCUUCCGUGAGCUACUCGGCUCCAUCGGUUAGCUACUCGGCUCCCGCUGUCCACUACUCGGCUCCUGCUGCUCCAUCUGUCAGCUACUCUGCUCCCGCUGUCCACUACUCGGCCCCAGCUGCUCCAGCUGUAAGCUACUCUGCCCCAGCCGUUCAAUACUCCGCUCCAUCUGUAAGCUAUGCUGCUCCCGCCGUUCAAUACUCCGCUCCAGCUGCUCCAUCCGUAAGCUACGUGGCUCCAUCGUCUAGCUACUCCAGUGGCUCUGCCUACGAUGUCGGCACCCAGUACGCCUCCAACGGUGGUUAUGUCUACAAGAAGUAAAAAGGAAAACCAACAGAAAAUUGUAAAUAACUGUCAAUUUUUUUUUUUUUUUACUCCCCCAAAACCCCUCACAAUUUUUUUUUGUGUGAAGAAAAAUAAAACAAGAGACGAAAUAUUUAUGUAAACAAA